AUGCAACUUGCAACGGAGGACGUGGGCUAUUUUCCAAGAGAUCGGACGAUCUACCUCUACUGUUAUGAUGAGUGAGUUGGAAAGGCCGCACCCAGCAGCAGGCCCUGUACUUGGCGCCCAAUGCAGCUGAUCAUACUCACACUACUGCCAUGCCCACUUCUGAGAACAGAGAGGAUCAUAGUUGGGCUGUUGAGGCUGCAGACGCCAUCACUACGGACACCAUGCCCAGUGCUCCCAAGGACACGCCCAUGGUCCCUUUCCGCGUAGCAUUCGUGCGCUAG
Messenger RNA from Ceraceosorus bombacis, 281 nucleotides. The record is from the annotation of a GenBank genome assembly. NCBI's taxonomy places the organism in Eukaryota, Fungi, Basidiomycota, Exobasidiomycetes, Ceraceosorales, Ceraceosoraceae.